UGUCAUCCAAGUCUCUAAGAAGUUCCUGCCAGGGAUGGCCGUUGGCUACUCUAGCCCAAAGCUGACCCUACACGUGGGUGACGGUUUUGAGUUCAUGAAACAGAACCAGGAUGCCUUCGACGUUAUCAUCACUGACUCCUCAGACCCCAUGGGCCCUGCUGAGAGCCUCUUCAAGGAAUCUUAUUACCAGCUCAUGAAGACGGCCCUCAAGGAGGAUGGCAUUCUCUGCUGCCAGGGCGAGUGCCAGUGGCUGCACCUGGACCUCAUCAAGGAGAUGCGGCAGUUCUGCAAAUCCCUCUUCCCCGUGGUGGACUAUGCCUACUGCACCAUCCCCACCUACCCCAGCGGCCAGAUCGGCUUCAUGCUCUGCAGCAAAAACCCCAGCACCCACUUCCGGGAGCCCGUGCGGCAGCUGGCACAGAAGCAGGUAGAGCAGAUGCAUCUGCGAUACUACAACUCGGACGUGCACCGCGCCGCCUUCGUGCUGCCCGAGUUCGCGCGCAGGGCCCUGAAUGAUGUGAGCUGAGUCCAGGUGCCGCUGCCGACACCACCCAGGACCUCGGGCCAAAGAGCCUCCGGCGUGCCUGGGCCCCACCAGCCCCG
Molecule: messenger RNA, 603 nt
Organism: Galeopterus variegatus (Sunda flying lemur)
Lineage: Eukaryota; Metazoa; Chordata; Mammalia; Dermoptera; Cynocephalidae
Product: spermidine synthase-like
Exons: 5
Coding region: 35-526 (163 amino acids)
Biological process (GO): spermidine biosynthetic process
Cellular component (GO): cytosol
Molecular function (GO): spermidine synthase activity
Source: RefSeq, a predicted model, not a curated record